Gadus morhua (Atlantic cod) is the source of this 1927-nucleotide messenger RNA. RefSeq lists its product as uncharacterized. Gene Ontology annotation, biological process: DNA integration. Bases 558 to 1574 code for a protein of 338 amino acids. NCBI's taxonomy places the organism in Eukaryota, Metazoa, Chordata, Actinopteri, Gadiformes, Gadidae. The transcript has 2 exons. The record is from RefSeq and is a predicted model, not a curated record. Gene Ontology annotation, molecular function: nucleic acid binding.
AAGUGAAACAUUUAUACGUAUCUAUCUGAAACACUCAUGCAAGCACAUAUUUGUAUAAAUGUUUCAAAUGUAUGAAUACGUUUUUCAGUUAUAUGUAUGUAUGCUCUUACAUGAGGAUGUGCAAGCGUUUCACAUGUAGUAUUCAUACCAGUAAUUUCAGUAGUGACGGUGAGAGCGUUUCAAUAGUGAAUGUAAGAGUGUUUCAUAGGUAUGUGUGCAUGAAAUUCCAAGGUAAAGGUCGGCAUUUAAACCGGAAGGCGGGAACAAAGAAUGCCGGUUUCUAAGCCAACGGUGAAGAGCGUGUCAUUUCAGCCAAUCUAAGCCAACGGUGAAGAGCGUGACUGACAUUUCAGGUUUUUUGUGUUAUUGAAUAUGAAUAUGAAGGUGCAACUUUAAUUAUUUUGAUCAGUCUGGAGGCUUUAUUUGUAAUUGGCAAUCGCGAUGAAAUCGUAUGUUAUCUAAAUAGGGUGCUGCGCUGCGUUGAAAGCCUACAGCAAGACCCGGGAGACGAGAAAUGUUUUAGAGAGCUUAAUGACCACACCAUUAUAUUAAAUUCUAUGUUGUCCAUGGUUCGCUCUAGGGAAGGACCUGAUGGAGAGACUGUUGUUUUUUUGCAGUCAAUAUGUUUUUGUUUCAGUAGAUUGUGUAAUUUUAGAACUAGGCCUAGAAAUACUCAAGAAAACUGCCUUCCUCCUCCGGUUCCACCUACAGCCAGACUUGGCAUUCCAUGUCGCCCACGAUACGACAUAACAGUUGAGCAAUUUAACCAGUGCCUGGGACUUGGUUUUAACUGGCAGGGAAUUGCUUCUUUUUUCGGAAUAAGCCGUCGGACUGUGUUCAGACAUAGGCAACGUCUUGGUGUCGGACCUUUAGAAUACACGUCCUUGACCAAUGUAGAACUUACAUCAAUCGUGAGGGAGAUUUCCAUGAGUACCCCGAAUGCUGGUGAGAGAUACGUCAUUGGAAGUCUACGGGCUCGCGGAAUUCGUAUCCAGCGCUGGAGGAUCCGUCAAACUCUGCAGGAGAUUGAUCCCGUCGGACGGUCAUUGAGACGCAGUCAAGCCAUUCGCCGAAGGGUUUACAGUGUGCAAACUCCAAACGAGUUAUGGCAUAUUGACGGGAACCAUGAAUUGGUGAGGUGGAGAAUGGUGUUCCAUGGCUGUGUGGAUGGGUACAGUCGCUCCAUCAUAUACCUUGAGUGCCUCAAUAAUAACAGGGCAUCAAGCGUUUUGAGCCUGUUUCAGCAAAGUGUAUCUGACUUUGGUCUGCCUUCGAGAGUACGGAGCGACCAUGGAAGGGAAAACAUAGAGGUUGCCCGAUUCAUGCUGAACAAUAGAGGGGUGAAUAGAGGGAGUAUGAUCAUGGGGCGCAGCGUACACAACCAAAGAAUAGAGAGGCUAUGGGCAGGACUAAACCGAGUCGUUUCUUAUUACUUCUCUGACUUAUUUACGUUUAUGGAAAAUGAAGGCAUACUUGACUCUCUUUGUGAUCUUCAUUUAUUUUGUUUGCAUUACAUUUACUUACCUCGGGUUCGAAGGGGAGUAAGAGAAUUCAGGAGCCGAAGGACCCAUUAAUGAAUGAUGGAAAUCAUGGAAUACAAUUAUUUCUGUCUCUUUUACAUUUUUUGCAAGCAAGACAUCCCAGAGGACUAAGUGAAUGAUUCUCUUACUAGUGUGCAAAGUUGAGUUGGCUCUUAGCCUAAGAAUUUCACUACUGAUAUUGAUGUUGCUAGUUGAUGUCUAGUAUGUCAAUAAACUUGAACUUGAAUUAAGAGAUGGGGCUAUUAUUACAUAAAACAUUUAUUAAUAUGUAAAUGUACCUGUAUAAAAAAAAUGUAGAUUGGACACAUCUACAUUCUGCAACAGAACCCCCAAGCUCAUCCAACAAGUAAAGUACACUUUAAUUAAACUUGACAAUAAAAACAAAU